AUGGCAUUGGCAUUCGAGAAUUAUGCAUCUGCUCCGCACGCUUACGACCACUAUGCAGCUUCAUCGUCGUCCCAGUCAUACCCAACUUCUACUCCUGAUCACCACGAUCUCAACCAGCCCGCGAAGACUGUAACGGCGAAAGAGCUGCUCAAUGACCCAUCUACAACGUAUCUCGUCACCCGCCUACCGACAGUGGCAACGUUAUCCGUGCAGCUGAACGCCGUCCAAGAGCCGUCGUACGACCCCGCGGGUCAAGUAGCAUGGUGCCACGAAGUGCUCGACCUCGUCCAGCGCACGCAGCGUCUACAGGCAUCUACCAGCAGCGUCAAUCCUGGCCGCCCGCCAUCAGGCACUCCCGCGCGCAUCGCAGAGCCGGACCUGCAGCGGCUCAUCGAUGUCGCAGUCCCGAUGCUCCUGAAACUCGCAGGGCGCAAGAAGGCGACGCAGAACUUUGUGCCCGGGUACAUCUCGGAGGCGAUCUACCUGUGCUCGACGUGCGAGGCGAGCGGCGCGUUCCCGCAGCACGUCGCGCACAACCCGAAGCAUGCGUUCACACAGUGCGAGCAGGCGGCGAAGGUGGGCUAUCACCCUGCAUGGCUCGAUCUCGCACGCGACUUUGAGAAGUUCGGAGAUGCCGUGCACGCGAGGGAGUGUUAUGAGCAUGGCGCGGCACACGCCGUCCCGGGGUGUUUGUUUCGAUUGGGCAUGGCUUACUUAUCGGGGCAGCUGGGCCUCCCGCGAUCGUCAGAGGAGGCACUGCCGCUGCUGAAGCAAGCGGCUGCCCUAUCCACCGUGGACACGCCGCAUCCGGCCUAUGUGUACGCUCUGCUCCUUCUCAACGAACUCCCCAACCUCUCCAUUCAGCCGUAUCUCCUCGCGUCCCACAUUCCGCCGGGCUCCUCGCCUGCGCUCGAGGCAAGGCGCCACCUCGAGCGCGCGGCGUACCUCGCGCACGCGCCCGCGCAGACGCGUCUUGGGGAGGCGUUCGAGCUUGCAGAUGAGGCCGGCGGUUUCCCAUUCGACGCCGUGCUGAGUGUACAGUACUACAGCUUGGCGGCAGCCCAAGGUGAUGCUGACGCGGAGAUGGCGCUGAGCAAGUGGUUCCUGUGUGGCUCCGAAGGCGUGUUCGAGCGUGAUGAGGAGCUGGCGUUCAAGUAUGCGGAGAGCGCGGCCAGAAGGGGAUUACCGAGCGCGAUGUUCGCAAUGGGGUACUACAUAGAGGUUGGUGUGGGAUCCGUGAAGGACCUGCCGGCGGCACAGAAGUGGUACCAGAUGGCAGCGCAGCAGGGCAACACUGAUGCAUCCGACCGCCUGAAUGCGCUCUCGCGAUCGAAGUCGCUCUCGCGCAAGGAGCACGAGCAGCUCACGGAGACCACACUCGUGCGCAAACGCACACAGGCCCGUAUGCGCUCUGAAGCAAAUCCUCGCCAGACCGCACAGCCCAUGCCCCCAGGUUCUGCUGCGUAUCCCCAGUACGAUCCCGCUGCCGCACCUCCCAUGCCCGCCCCCAUGGCGGCCGCACCGCACCGCAUACCCUCUCUUCCCCCGCAAGCUGCAUAUGCUGACGCCUACCCAGCAGUAGAGGUGCGUCCCCUCGCACCGCGUGGCCGGUCGCCUCCUCAGCAACAACCCGGCUUCCCAUACCUCAACGGGCCUUCACGAAUCCGUGAGUCCUCUUUGGGUCCGGGCGCGGCACCUGUACGAGGAGCCUCUCCCGUUCCCCCGCGCGGUUACCCCGCCGCAGCGCCAGGCUCGCGCGGGGCAUCGCCCGCACCCGGGCCUGAAUCCCAUGCAAACCAUCGCAGGUCACAGUCUGCGGCUCCAUACCCACCUGCGACGAUGAAUUCCCAAUACCCCGCGCAGGGCUCGCGCAACUCUGCCCGUGUGCAAUCGGGUUCCCUCCCUGUGCCUCAGUCGCAGCCGGCGUCCCGUGCACCGAGCCCGGGACGCCCACCGAUGCAAGCGACGUACCGGGGCGCGCAGACUUUCCAGGACAUGGGCAUCUCCACUGCAAAGGUGAAGGAGGAAAGCUGUGUCAUCAUGUAA
Molecule: messenger RNA, 2046 nt
Organism: Rhodofomes roseus
Lineage: Eukaryota; Fungi; Basidiomycota; Agaricomycetes; Polyporales; Fomitopsidaceae
Exons: 3
Coding region: 1-2046 (681 amino acids)
Molecular function (GO): protein binding
Source: RefSeq, a predicted model, not a curated record